Messenger RNA from Monomorium pharaonis (pharaoh ant), 1377 nucleotides. RefSeq lists its product as uncharacterized. The transcript has a single exon. The annotation marks the transcript as partial. Lineage: Eukaryota; Metazoa; Arthropoda; Insecta; Hymenoptera; Formicidae. The record is from RefSeq and is a predicted model, not a curated record.
GAAACAUGGCAGUCUACGAUUAGAAGUACGAUUCGCAAGGGCAUUAUCCACGUCUGUUAACUGUAUCGUUUAUGCAGAAUUUGAUAAUGUUCUAGAAAUCGACUCUUCUCGUCAAAUUAUCGUCGACUUUUCCGGCUAGACUUUAUGUCUGAUAGACGAUAAAAUCGUGUGAAAAAAAUUAUAACCACCACCACUACCUUCAGCAGUACUAACAUCAAUUAACCCCACCACCGUCACCAACGCUAACAACGCACUUUUUUGCUGAUAUUUUUAAAAUCAUACGAAGAGAAAUCAGUUUUCUACGAGACACGAAGACAGUCACAUCGAUUUAAAAGAGUGAAGCAAGCAAGCUGUUGAUUAUAACCAUGGACAUAGUUAUUGACAUCCAAGGCUUUCGGGAUAGCGAGGGAAAAUUUAUUCCUAAAGAGAUCGCAGUUGUCGCACUCGACGCAGCAAUCAUCGGCCAUUGGAUUACACUGCCUCCUUGCUCGUUUGAAGAAUUACCCGAAAGUUCAAGACGUGAAAACAAUUGGCUUUCACAGAAUUACCACGGUAUCGAGUGGUUCGACGGUGAAGCUAAUCCCAAGUUUUUUGUAAGCCAACUACGUGACAUUACCCGCUGGGCUCGCUGCAUCUUUACCAGAGGUCAUGAAAAAGCAAGUUACUUGCGUGAUCUUCUCUCCAGAAACAUAUAUAAUCUGGAAGCAGAUUCUCCGGCAUACAAAUAUUUACCCGAUGUCGACGAGUACGGUCACCGCUGUACUCAUCACGGACUUCGAGCUAACGCAAAAUUUCAUUGUGCGUUACGUAACGCUCACAAAUUAAAACACUGGUUAAACGUGCCAUCCAGCCGAAACUCGAGUCACGCCAGUCUCUCGACUAACGACGACGUCGUCGACGAAGAAAAAGAGAAGGAAGAAGAAGGAGAAAUCGUACAAAACGUAGAAGUAAAAGUCGAAGAUCCGACAACAGACGAAGAGAAAGAAAACGAACGCACGGCUAAAGAGAACCCAGAAAUUACGCAAACGAUUCCACUCUCCCGGUCGUCGCCUUCGUAUGAAUUCACUGGAAAUUUUACGUGCGUUGCGACAACUGAAUGCCAAGUAUGUCGGCGUCUAUCCUGCAGACAGACUACCGAGGGUGUGGACGAGAUCGACAGCAAUCGUCGCUAACACAGACAAUCACAAUCAACCUGGCGAACACUGGGUCGCAUUUUACGUCGAUGAACGCGGAACAGGAACAUAUUUCGAUAGCUACGGAUUACCACCCUUGGACUCCAGAUUCCUCCUACGACUGCGACGAAACUCAGCGAAGUACCGAUGGAACACCGUGCCUCUACAAGGAUUACUCUCGCAAACUUGCGGACAAUACUGCUGU